Molecule: messenger RNA, 4106 nt
Organism: Lutra lutra (Eurasian river otter)
Lineage: Eukaryota; Metazoa; Chordata; Mammalia; Carnivora; Mustelidae
Gene: HOXD12
Product: homeobox D12
Exons: 2
Coding region: 1611-2423 (270 amino acids)
Biological process (GO): regulation of DNA-templated transcription
Molecular function (GO): sequence-specific double-stranded DNA binding; DNA-binding transcription factor activity, RNA polymerase II-specific
Source: RefSeq, a predicted model, not a curated record
CGGGCCUGGGGAGGCUGUAGCUCCUGGAAAACAGGGAGAGUCUCCCAAAAUGAGAGCUUGGAUCCCCUAAGUCCUUAGGAACUGAGGUUGCAGCUUAUGCCUACACCACCCACCCACCCCACCCCACACCCCUCGAAAGGACCGCGAGCGCAGUUGUCUCUCAGUCUGAACUCCUAAAGAAACUCUGACAGAACCCUGAAGAGUCCGGGACAUCCCCAUGCCCACCCCGUGCCCCCGCCCUAGAGCGGGAGGAAGAGACCAACUGCGUUGCCCAGAGCCGCCCAAUCGGUCGCCUAGACUCACACAAUAAAGACGCAGCGCGGUGGUCAGCCUUGCCCUCCGGCGGCGCCUGUGUGGUCUCCGUGCCGGAGCGGGCGGUCUAACCAAUUCCAGCUUGGCUCUGCGACCGGCGAGGCGGGCUGCAGGUUGGGGCGGGCUCCAGUCACGCGGUCGCUGGGGUUCUCGGGACCCAGGCAGGAGAGGAGGACCCAUAGCCCUCUGGCCAAACUAAAUUGGAGGGCCUGCGGAGGGGGGCGGCCGCAUUGCUCCCAGCGAGGGAGAGCGGCCCCGACGCAUCCCUGUUCGCCAGAACCCCGAACCCGCCAGCCGCCUUGGAGGCACUGAGCCGAGGAACGCCGCCAGCCUGCUUCCUUGGUGGGCCCCGCUGUUCCCAGCCGAAUGACUCUGGCUCUUCUGUCCUUCCACAUCAGGUCGGGGGGAGCUCAUCUUGAUCUGCCUGCUGCAGAGUUGAACAGCUUGGAGUUCUGGUUGGCAGGAUGUAGUCACCAAGGUGACUCCAGGCGAUAAAAGGAAUGUAGCCUUUGGCCACAAUUGGCCAAUGCAGCUGCCCCUUCCCUGGCCAGGAUUCUCCAUGGACAUGGAUGGCCUCAACUUUCCUGGGAGCAGAGGGCUUGGCCAUGGAGAAGCACACCAGAACUGGUGUGAAACCACCUUCCUGGGAGCCAAACUUGGGCAGAGUUUAUGCUUCAUUUCUCCUCCAUCAGCAAAUUUCUUAGACUGUGCCAGUCUCAGGCAGUGUGUGGGUCUUCGCUGAUAGACCACUAGGGCAGAAUCCUCUCCAGAGGGACAGGGCAGGGAGGAAUCGGCAUUUGAGAAGCAUUGCUCAGGCCUAGGGACAGAGCUGGUAGCCCCACCACACCGUGGGCUCUCCUUGCAACCCUAGAGGUGCACAGUACUGGAAAAGGCCUUAGCUGCGACUUAAAGCUGGUGGAAGCAAGCCCGGCCCAGGCAGCCAGUGGAAAAAGGGAGUUCAAGCUAAUCAAGACCAAUAAGGAUCCCAAGGGACACUCAGGCAAAGGCACCCAAUGUCCCCAGCUCCUGAAGCUGAGCCUGGGAACUCCCAGUGGUUUCACCUUUGCUCAACGUUCCUUGGCUCUGCCUGGCAGCCUCGUCCUUUGCCAUCCAAUAUUGCGGGUGUUAUCAUAAUACCCUGAAGGGGGGGAAACGGGUCGGGGGGAUGUAGGCGGUGCUGAAAUGACCGGCUUUGAAGAACCUGCAGGCAAAGUUUCGUCCAAUCGUCUGAGACUGUCCUCUUAUUCCCGGUUGUAACUAAAUACUGCUGCAAGCGCAGCCGAAGCCCUUUGUUGGAGAUGUGUGAGCGCAGUCUCUACAGAGCGGGCUAUGUGGGCUCGCUUCUGAAUCUGCAGUCGCCUGAUUCCUUCUACUUCUCCAACCUGCGGCCGAAUGGCGGCCAGUUGGCAGCACUCCCCCCCAUCUCAUACCCGCGAGGCGCGCUGCCCUGGGCCACCACGCCCGCCCCCUGCGCCCCAGCGCAGCCUGCCGGUGCCACCGCUUUCGGCAGCUUCUCGCAGCCCUACCUGGCUGGUUCCGGGCCGCUCGGCCUGCAGCCCCUGGGCGCCAAGGACGGACCCGAAGAGCCCGCCAAGUUUUAUGCGCCCGAUGUGGCUGCUGGGCCGGAGGACCGUGGCCGUGCGCGGCCGCCCUUCGUCCCCGAGUCUAGCUUGGCACCAGCGGCCGCUGCUCUCAAAGCGGCCAAGUACGACUACGCUGGUGUGGGCCGUGCGGCAGCGGGCUCUGCAACCCUCCUCGAGGGGACCCCCUGCGCUGCCGGCUUCAAGGACGACGCCAAGGGCCCGCUCAACUUGAACAUGACAGUGCAGGCGGCGAGCGUCGCCCCUUGCCUGCGACCUUCGCUGCCCGACGGCCUGCCGUGGGGGGCGGCCCCAGGGAGGACCCGCAAGAAGCGGAAACCCUACACCAAGCAGCAGAUUGCGGAGCUGGAGAACGAAUUCCUCCUCAACGAAUUCAUCAACCGCCAGAAGCGGAAGGAAUUGUCCAACAGGCUGAACCUCAGCGACCAGCAGGUCAAAAUCUGGUUCCAGAACCGGCGUAUGAAAAAGAAGCGCGUGGUCCUGCGCGAGCAGGCACUGGCGCUAUACUAGCUCCCCGCGUGGUCGCGGCUGGCCAGGCCUGCCUUUUUAAAACCGAGACCUGGCGUGUAGGAAGAGCUGUGGAUAGGAGCUUUUCCUUCCGCUCCUUCUCCGCUGAUCCCCAGCACCCUUCCGCUUAGUCUGCCGCCCCGGAAGCCAGCAGAGGAUUUGGAGACUGGGCCAGUCGGGCCUCUCUCUCCCCUUCCAGCUCUCUGGGAGGGUUCUGCCGAAGUCGAAGUAUAACCUUGGCCUUGAGGCUUCCUGAGUGGGGGUCUGGGGUCACCUGUCCUAGCUCUUGUCUGGGCUAUUUACAUGGGCGCUCACUCUAGCACCCUUGUACUUGGAUUUCUGCUUCCACCUAGACUCCCUUUCCUCUUCUCCCCAGUCCUUUUUGAAUUUAGUAGGCACCCCGCUAGAGCUCUGAGUGGAAUUAAAUCUGGGAAGUCCUUCGGGAAGGAGUAGAAAAGGGCUGCAGGCACAAUUCUGUCUCUUUGCAGCCAAAGCCCCUUGUGGCAAAGCCAGAAACUUGGAUCUGGAGAAAGAAAGGGCACCACCCCCCUCCUCUCUGCCCUGGCUGGUUUUGGAGGACAAAAACCACCCUAAACAUUCAUACUUCGGGAGGAAAGGGGAGGGGAGGGACGGUGUGUCUGGACAAAUUUGAAGACCCCUCUGAGUUUGGGCUGGGCUGGCCCCUCCAGCUGGACAGAAUGGGGUGGAUACUUCCUUCCCGAGGCUCCAGGGCAAAGUGCGGUCUCUAGACAGGGCUGGUAAAAUUUCUCCUACUUCUCCUAUCUCCUCCCAUAUGUCUAGGCCAGAGCCCUGCACUCGGUAAUUGGACUCAGCUCUGGUGAGGACAGCUGCUAAUCUGCUGAGGCUGGGUUGCACUAGGAGGUGGGAAAAAUAUCCAGGGGGAGGAGAAGGGAGUGAGCAAGGAGAGGGGUGUCCUACAUUCCAACUGUAAAUAUGGCUUCCCUCUUCAGAUGGGUAAAGUUGUGGACAUGUCUUUCUUGAAUUAAGAUAAUGGGCCACCAUAGGGAGAGACGAAAGUUCCUCCAUCAGCCAGGGGGUGAAGAAGGAGGUCCCUCAAAUCCUUAGCCCCUGGUUGCUGCUGUUGACCAAGUAGAGAGAAGUUCACCCUCUCUCACCCUCUUCACCACCACACAACUCCACAGGGGGCCUUUCUGUGCCUCAGCCACUGUGCCUUUUCUGAGCCCACGUCUGGCCUGCCUCAGGGGCGCCUGUAAGGCCCUGGGCCCUGCUGGGUUUGUUUUGUGGAGACUGGGGUUCGUGAUGCCAGAUGGAGUUGUUUUGCUUGUGCUGGGGUGUCCUGCCUUACCCUCAGAGAAACUGAGCACCCCCUCCAGCUCCUUCUAUCAUUCCUACCUCUUUUCCCUCUCCUUCUGAGAAGUAGCAGCCCCCAGUUCCUACUGAGAUGUAUGGCAGCCAAAGAGUUGACGAUUCCUUCCUAAGUCACUUAUUUUCAGCGGAGGACUAGGCCCUAGAUCUGGAGCGAGCACCUCCCAGACAGCCCCAAGCCUCAGUCCAACCUACCGCAGUUUAUGUUUAGACUAAUUACAUUUUCUUUGCUAUCUAAUAGUUGUUGUGCAUGUUUUGUGUUGUUUUGAUUUUGUCCAAAAAACAAUAGCUUGUAUAUAUCAGAUACAUCAAAAUGUUUUGAGUGGAAAUAAAUAUACA